Messenger RNA from Paraglomus brasilianum, 1017 nucleotides. The record is from the annotation of a GenBank genome assembly. Lineage: Eukaryota; Fungi; Glomeromycota; Glomeromycetes; Paraglomerales; Paraglomeraceae.
AUGGAGUUCAAUUUCGAUUUUGAUGAGGACGAUCCGCUUGUACAGGCACAGGUUAAGCAACGAAAAACACUCUCGCAAAAAACAGUUGUAAAUUACAUUCCAAAGCAUGAUUAUGCAGAAUGGUUUCAUGCUCCGAAUCCCACUCCUCCGUCCGUUCUUUUACAAACAAAACACGGCGCAAACCAUCUAAAAUACUCGAUUGAAUAUCAUUACGCUCACGGAAACUAUACAAAAGCGUUAGAAGUAUCGCUCGAGUUUAUAAACUUUGUAAAACAUAGCUCGGAAAACGUAAGAAACCUACAUGGAACGAGAGAUUUGUAUGAGACAGCGGCAAGAAGUGCUGUUAGAUUGGGUGAAUAUGAGCAAGCGGUCGGAUUUGUUAACGAAAUUGACAGCGAAGAGCCUGGCCAUUUUCAACUCAAGGCAAUGGUUUAUUUCAAAGCUAAACGAUACGUAGCUUACUUAUCCUUAACUACUCCAUCGAUAGCCGCGAUAAAGAAUAACAUAUCCUAUCUCGACCUUCGAAAAAACGAUUUCAGCGCAUGGAAGAAUAUCGGGCACUGUCUCGUUGCUCUGCUUUCUCCACAGCAAUGUGAUGCAUUCUCCGGCGAUCUACCAUCCAUCACCAUCACCAUAUCCACUCUAGCACUUCACUCGUUUCGCAAAUCAUUUACUAUCCUGACAUCUUCGCUAUGGCCUAAUGUUGAUAUCGUACGUAGUAGGUACGAGAGGGAAAAGCGAGAAUUAGAGGAAAUGAUUGAAACGUUGGAAAAAUUAGAAUUAUGUGAUGGCAAACCAGAGGAGAUGACGGAAGAUAUGGAAAAAUUGGAAGGAAUAAAAUUGAAAAAGAAGGGAGAGGAUUUUUUGGAAAUAAACAUGAAUCGUCUUAAAGACGAUGGAGAUGAGAAUGGCUUUAUGAAGGAAAAUUUAAUAAAGCAGGACGUUUCUGAAUUUCAGGAAGCCUUGGAAGAGAUAGGAGAAUGGAUUCUAAGAGAAUGUAGCGGAACGACUGCCUAA